This is a messenger RNA of Thrips palmi, 2565 nucleotides long. It is a transcript of the gene dgt6, whose product is annotated as augmin complex subunit dgt6. The record is from RefSeq and is a predicted model, not a curated record. Bases 104 to 2437 code for a protein of 777 amino acids. Gene Ontology annotation, biological process: spindle assembly. Gene Ontology annotation, cellular component: mitotic spindle microtubule; HAUS complex. Lineage: Eukaryota; Metazoa; Arthropoda; Insecta; Thysanoptera; Thripidae. The transcript is spliced from 12 exons. Gene Ontology annotation, molecular function: microtubule binding.
UCUCUCUCUUCCUCUUUCUCUCUCAAUUCAAAUUUCUGUUAGUUGCAGUGUCGAAGUCGGUUGUAGCGGUUCAGUGUUUCUGUCGCCAGUUCUGACGACCACGAUGACUCUCGCGGAAGCCCAGCAACAUCUUUUCAACAAUUUAACUCUCCUUCACGAGUUCAACCCAGGCAGCGCUGAUUUCUACAAAUGCAUCAAAGAGAAUAUGUUUGGGAAACCUAAUAGAACAGCAUUUGAUCAAGUGUUGUACUACCUGUGUAACACAUAUGAUCCAGUUCGCUACAGUCCCAAAGUUCCGUGGCCCAUUCUUGAUCGCAGUCAGGAGCGUACCUUUCGUCAAAAUACUGUUGCUUUUGUAAAAGAGAUUAUCAAAGAAGUACCUCAAGCCAGAAUCCCACCAUUUUCACCUUCUUUUCUUUCAACUCCUGGAGGAGAGAGACUUACUAGGUUUAUGUGGAAAUUUUCUCUCUUGGUUCUCAAAACAGUUCUAGAAAGAGAAAGUGACUAUGCAGUACUGGAUUAUCCUACUGCUGGCUUGCACAUAUUUCAGAGCAUAACUGAGACAAAAAUGGAAGAAUUAAAGCAAGAAAUAGACGCACUCUGCAAAUUAAACAUUGAUGCAAAUAUCUAUGCUAAAAAACUGACUGAUGAUAUUGCAAAGGAUUCUAAGGAAUUGAAAGCUAUACAGGCUGAGUGUGCUGAUAUCCUGCAACGUGCAGAUUGCUGUCCGCUGUCUGAUGAAGAGAAAGCUAUCAUACUUAAUGGUGAUGAAGAGCAAAGUGAUGCUCUUCUUGCAAAAUGGCAGAAUAUUAUUGACAAUCAGGUAGAGAAAGCUGUUGAGACAUUAAACUCUCUUCGGGAUCAAAGUGUAGUGGUUAAAAAUUGCUAUGAAAGUGUCAAGACACUUGUGGACAGCAAGACCAUGCCACUUGUUUUGGAUGCUACCCAUUUUCCAUCUAGUGUGAAGGACGCUGAUGGCAAAUUGGACUUGCCCCAUCUGCUUUCUGAGGGUGCCAAUGCUGCUACAUUGUUAUUGAAUUCCAUAUCGAUGUGUGGAGGAUUUCAAUCUACCGAAUCAACAUUGCCACAAUUGGAGCACCUUAGAGAUCAACUGAAAACUGUUGAAGUCUCCUUGACCGAAACAAAAGCUGGCUAUAUGGAACUGCUGUCCGAAUAUCUUGAAAACGUUGGUUCUUCUACAGUUGAGAAUGAUCAGUCUGAAACUCCUUUGAAAGGAAGUCUGCAAAUCGGCUAUGAAAUGCUUCAAGAUGCUCAGGCAUCUACACCACCAUUGGUUUUUGACACUGAAAAUGCUCCAUUGAAAUCACGAAUUAGUGCUGAAAGUCCAAUUAACCAAUUCCCUGGUCGCAUGAAGCGUUCACAUGGAAAACUUCUACAAGAGGUUGGAACACCAAAAAGCUCUCUUAAAAAACUGUUACCAGUAUUUCCUUCCUCAAGCUCUGAGGUUAAAGUGCCAACCACUUCGGGUUUUCAAAGAAAGGAUAAUAAGCCAUCCAAGGGGUACCAAAGUAUGGCUUCUGAGUCACCUGUAGUGCAAACACCUGCGUUUUGUCCCAAACAAAAUGCCACCAGUACAGCAUGCAAGCCCUUUGUGCCAAAGAUGAACACUAGGAAAAUUUCUUCUGUUAAAGAAGAGGAUCUGUCUUCAAGUGUUACAAUUGUUGACCAACUAGAUAAGGAACCAGAAAGGGCUUGUAUUGAAGAUUCUGAUUUGGAUGCCAAAAUUUGUGUUGCUGCAUCAAAGUCUAACGCUGGGCUUGGUGAGCCUUGCUCAUCACCGGUAAUGAAUACUCAUUGUGAACAGUCUCCAAUCUGUGUUAAGAAUGAGAGCACUGGCUCCAAAAAGGUAUUGAAAAUUCCGGAGACCAAAGGAACUGAUCGCUGUAUCAAAUCGCCUCAGUUUCUUAAGACCCCUGUUGCUGGCUCUGUAUCAUCAGAUCUGAAACUUGAUCAAAGUGGUCGGAAGCAUGUGCCACCUUCAGUAAUGGUCACAACAGAUCCAUUCGACUCCCCCCAUUCUUCAUGUGUAAUAUUUUCCCCUCCGUCUGCAAACAACAGUUUUUUUUCAAUGGAUGCUGAAAUGGAAUUUCCUGCUACAUCAGUUCCUAAAUUUGAUAUUGAUUUUGAUGAUGACAUUUCUCCCUCUGGGCGAGUUAGUUUGUGUCCCCCUGUUGAGGAGAAUGUUGAAGUGCCAGCAUGUUCGGCCAAUCCAUCAAAAGUUCCUGAGAAAGUUUCAAGACGUAAAUCUAUUCAGGAUUUGAUUCAUCGGUUCCGAAAGGUUGUUGAAUCUUCUAAGCCAUAUGAAGCACCUAAACUGUCUCCUUUACAUCCAGAGGUUGACUUGCUGGAAGAUGGUACUGGUGAAGAUGAUAUUGGUAUUCAACUAGAUUUGAACCUUGAUGAUUUGAACGUGUAAUUUCUUCGACUGAAUGUAUCCUGUCCUGUUUUGUUGUUGUUAUUAUGGUGGUAUUAUAAAAUUCAGCUUAUGUCUGUACUUAGAUAUUUAUUAUUGGUGUUGGAAAUAAAAGUUUAAAUGAAAAUGUA